Molecule: messenger RNA, 2422 nt
Organism: Trematomus bernacchii (emerald rockcod)
Lineage: Eukaryota; Metazoa; Chordata; Actinopteri; Perciformes; Nototheniidae
Product: hyaluronidase PH-20-like
Exons: 8
Coding region: 102-2057 (651 amino acids)
Biological process (GO): hyaluronan catabolic process; carbohydrate metabolic process
Cellular component (GO): acrosomal vesicle
Molecular function (GO): hyalurononglucosaminidase activity
Source: RefSeq, a predicted model, not a curated record
CUAUAUCAGACAGUGCCAUCUUUAGUGAGGACACAUUGUUCCAGUCAACACUUCCUAUGGUGAGACGGAUCCACUGAAGGCAUGUCCAGCCAGGGUGAAGGAUGGUCACACAGAGGAGCAGACGCUGUGUGAUGCUGCUUCUCUCUCUCACCCCAUCAAUCUUCCCCCCUCUGCCCAUCUCCUUCCGCCCUGCUCUCACCCUCUCCGCCUGGCCUGCUGUAUCAUUAUCUGUAACAGCCUCCACCCUUCCUGUUGGCAACACCAGCAUAUCAACCAUUUCUAACGCCCUCCCCACUCCUGCGAUCACCUCCACCAUCAGCCCAACAUAUUUUGACCAAACUUCCACCAGAAAAAGCAUAAUUUCCUCAGAUGACUUGCUUGCUAAAAAAGCCCCUCUGUACGAAAACCCACUAUGCAAUUCGUCCAAAGUGACUCCUGUGUCUUCUGACAAACUACCUCUUCACACGGCUGAACAUCCAACAAGUUCCCCAUCUUCUCCUCUACCUCAAAGUUCGUCUACCCAACAUCCCUCUACUGUUUCAACAUCAUUCCUCUCCGCAUCCUUCUUAACCACUCAAACAUCACCGCCUCCUUUUGCCAAAACUUCACCCAAAAUCCUCACAUCUCCCCCAGAAGCAGCAUCCCCUCGUCGGAGCAAACCACUUCUGCCUCCCCCCCUCCACCACACCACAGUCCCGAUGUUCCAGCACCAGCCUUUCAUUGUGAGUUGGAACAUUCCUGAUCGGGUGUGUAAGUGGUACAACAUCUCACUGGACACCUCGCCAUUUAAAGGAGUGGCAACACCUGCUAAGGUCCCAGGUCAGUUCCUGUCUCUGUUCUACACUGACCGGCUGGGUCUUUACCCACAUGUAGACCUGACCAGUAGGAAACAGCUGAACGGUGGCAUCCCACAGAGAGGGGACCUGAGGGCCAGUUUGAACAAGGCCAGAGCCGACAUCAACUACUACAUCACAUCCAAGACGAGCCAAGGCCUGGCUGUGAUCGACUGGGAGGAAUGGCGCCCCCUGUGGGACAGGAACUGGGGCGCUAAGAGAAUCUACCAGACUCUUUCUGUGGCUCACCUCCUGCAGACUGAGCACUCCCUAAAUCUGCAGCAGGCCACAGAAAGAGCCAAGACUCAGUUCCAGGUGGCAGCUAAGAGUUUGAUGUCCGGGAUGUUGGCGAUGGGCCGAGCCAUGAGGCCUAACUACCUGUGGGGCUUCUACCUGUUCCCUCACUGCUACAACUACGGCUGGGAGGAGCCUUUUUACACCGGCCGCUGCCCCAGGGAGGUGAGGAGGCAGAACGACGAGCUGCUCUGGCUGUGGGAGUCCAGCUCCGCGCUCUACCCCUCCAUCUACCUACAGGUCUCUCUGGCUGACAAUCCCAGAGCUGCCCUGAUGGUGAGGAACCGUAUUCAGGAAGCGCUGAGAGUGUCUGCCCUGCCCCAGGGACAGGGAGGAACCGCGCCUGUGUUUGCUUACAUGAGAGCUGUCUUUGUUGACGAGAACAAACGCUUCCUCAGCCAGGCAGACUUGGUCAGCACCCUUGGGGAGAGUGCAGCAGUGGGGGUGUCCGGUGCCGUGCUGUGGGGGGCCAGCGCUGACUACGAUGACCAGACGUCUUGUGCCGCCCUCUCCUCCUACCUCACCUCCACCCUCAACCCUUACAUCACCAAUGUCACCGUAGCCGCCCAGCUCUGCAGCAACUUCCUGUGCCGAGGGAAUGGCCGCUGUCUCCGAAAGAACUACAACUCAAAUCACUACCUCCAUCUAAACCCCGAGAAUUUCAGGAUCUUGCAUGUUCAGAAGCACUUCCUUGUCCUGGGGAGACCUUCCCUCUCAGACUUAAAGGCUUUCAGCAGGGGGUUUAGCUGUCAGUGCUACACAGGACUGAGCUGCUCUCCCAGGACUGACAGAGAGCUAACGAAGGCCCUGACAUUUAGUGUGAAGCAAGGACUGUACCAGAAAUUUCACACUCUGAAUAAAGCUAUGUUGGAGGAUACAAAACAAGCCGGUUUUACCAAGGACAAUGGUCAAACGAAUCUGAAAGUUUAGCUUGUUGUUGUUGUUUUACCUGAUGUUCUUUCACACUUCUUAAACCAAACAUUCAGACCUGGGAAUUACCUGGUUUUGUCAUAAUCCAGUGCUGGUCACAUCAUCUGUUAUUUUUAAAGUACUUACCUCAUCUUGCCUGCAUAUUAUGACCACUGACAUAAUGUUACAUGUGCCAUAGUCUUGCCAAAGAACACAGUAUUGCCAAAUCUCCAACCUACAAACAAAAACUCUGCAGUAUAAAGUGAGAAGCUGCGACAAUAGUAUUCCCUCUGCUUGGUAUUUGCAUUUGAUUUGACUGUAUAUGUAAAUAAUUACAAAGUUGUUGGUUCUGCGAUGACCUUGAAUGUCACAAUACACAGAGCGUG